AUGAAGCUAAGGGCAGAUGAAGGACGUCGGGACGUUGUAUAUCAAGUUGGGGAUUAUGUGUAUCUGAAGUUGCAGCCAUAUCGGCAAAAUUCUAAUGUGCAAAGAAAGAACCAAAAAUUAUCUCCACGAUAUUUUGGACUUUAUAAGAUUUUGGAGCGUACAGGACCUGUGACUUAUCAAUUGGACUUGCCUAAGGAGUCAAAGAUACAUUCGGUAUUUCAUGUAUCGUUUCUGAAGAAGGCUUUGUUUCCUAACACAGCUGUUGGGGAUAAUCUACCAGAAGGAGAAGAUGAGGUUGAUCCAGUAAUCUCCAUGGUUGAACUGAUCCUUGAGGUCAAGGAAAAUCUUAAGGGGGGGGGGGGGGAUGAUAAGAAAUCCCCAAUUACUUAG
This is a messenger RNA of Papaver somniferum (opium poppy), 390 nucleotides long. RefSeq lists its product as uncharacterized. The record is from RefSeq and is a predicted model, not a curated record. The coding region runs from base 1 to 390 and encodes 129 amino acids. The transcript has a single exon. Lineage: Eukaryota; Viridiplantae; Streptophyta; Magnoliopsida; Ranunculales; Papaveraceae.